Molecule: messenger RNA, 2487 nt
Organism: Castor canadensis (American beaver)
Lineage: Eukaryota; Metazoa; Chordata; Mammalia; Rodentia; Castoridae
Source: RefSeq, a predicted model, not a curated record
AUGUCAGCAGAGGAGAGGAGAAUGUAUAACAAAAUGUGGCACCAGACCCAAGAAGCCCUUAAUUCUUUGCUUAAUAAUGAGUCUCAGGAAAUGGUGGAAGCACAGAGAAACCAAGUUUUCAUCUUCCAAAUGCUGGCCACCUUCUACAUUAAAUACGUGCAGAUCUUCAGGAACAUGGAGAAUAUCUAUGACCAGAUGGUCCAUCCACAAAAGCGGAUACUCAUCCGGAAGAUCCUGGAUGCUGUGAUGGGUCGCAUUCUGGAGCUGAAGAAUGAAAUGGUUGAAUUGGAAUUAUCUGAGUUUCAUUAUUUUGAUGAUGUUUUACAGGAUCUAAAGCUGGCUCCCCAACAAUUAGAUAUUCCCAUACCCAAGUACUUCUUGAAGGAGAGGUUGGAAGUAAUAAAAGAAAGAGAGAAACUCCUCGCUCAGAUACUGGCCGACAGUGGAUUGAAUGUACAUGAUGUGAAAUACUUAAAGAGCAUGUCCCUGGAUGAGGCUAUUAAAGUCAUCCAGAUUGCUGAGCGGGCCCGGCAAGGCCGUCUGAGAGCGCUGUUCAUGAAGCAAAUCUACCUUCAGGAAUUCAGAGCAAAGCAGUCCAAGAUGCGUGGGGAGAAGGCCGACAGCACUGCCGCACUCCAGAUUCAAAAGAUUUGGCGAACUUACUCUCAAUUCAAGAAAACUGAAAGAGAAAGAGAAGCAGAGAUGAUUUUCCUGGGUAUGAACCCCCCGCCUCUCUUCGAUGAAGUCAGUGCCACGUUCAUCCGGGCGGAGAAGGUGAACCAGCUGCGGAGCGAGGUGCAGCUGAAGCACGAGGAGCGCUACAAGGAAGCCUUGGUGACCAUCAAGAAAGACCUGGCGUUGGUAGAAGGACAGGACUUCAAGGACAGCCUUCAGGACCAGAUCCGGCAGUGGUUCAUCGAGUGCAGGAACUUGACCGGCACAUUUCCUGACUACCCUGAUGUACAAGAAGGAGGCUCAGCUAUUAUUUUUUCUGACAAGACCCCAGAGCAGGUUUUAUUGAAGAACAUCCUUUUGCCAACCAAGAAGAGGAAAGAGCCGAAAGAAAACAAACAAAACAGAAAAGAAAGCCGAAAAAAGAAGGGACAGAAAAGAGUAAAGGAAAAAUCUAAAAAUGAGGAGUGGAAAAUGUCACCAAGUGUUUUCCUUCGAUCAAUGGAGGAAGGAAAUAACUUAUACAAAGACACGUGGAUGAACAGAGAUGAAUCUUGGAAUUUCCCUCAGGACUAUGAUCCAGAAAUGAUCAAACAGGAGAAACGGAAAGAACUAGAGUCAGAGAUAAGGGUUCAGGUUGAUGAGCUGAUGAGACAGGAACUAAAAAACUUAAAACUUGCUGUGAACAAAGAAAAGGAACUUCCGGUCAAAGGAGGAAAGAGAGGGAAGAAGCAAGUGAAAAGAAAGCAAGGCAAAAGAGGAAAAAUGGGGAAGAAGGAAAAAGACCUGUUAGCUGACAGGACCAUCGAGUCUCUGUACAAGGAGCUGGUGGAAGAAGGCCUAAUCGUGCAGGCUCAGAAAGUCAACCUGUCUGAUUACAUUGGUGAGUACAGCUACCUGGGGACCACCCUCCGUCAGGUAGCCAUAGAACCCAUGCCUUCCCUCCUGGAUGUCAGACAGCUCAUCACUCUGUACGGAAUCCUGCCUUUGGGGUCUGCGGUGGUGCACAAGAAUGCCCCGCAGGUGAAAUCGCUGCUGCUGGCUGGGCCGGCCGGGGUGGGCAAGAAGAUGCUGGUGCAUGCCAUCUGCACGGAAACGGGAGCCAACCUCUUCAACCUGUCAGCAGCAAACAUCGCUGGGAAGUACCCAGGCAAGAGGGGCCUCCAGAUGAUGCUGCAGGCAGUCCUCAAGGUGGCUCAGCAGCUUCAGCCCUCGGUGGUGUGGAUCGAAGACACAGAGAAAACCUUCUACAGAAGAGUUCCCCACGCGGAAAAGCUGAACGAACCUAAACGCUUGAAAAAACAGCUCCCAAAACUCCUGAAGCUCCUGAAGCCAGAGGACAGGAUUCUGGUGGUGGGGACGACCCAGCGUCCCUUCGAUGCUGAGCUGCAGUCCUUUUGCAGAGCUUACCAAAAGAUCGUUUUGGUUCCCAGGCCAGACUACGCGUCCAGAUAUGUUUUGUGGAAACAGAUCAUUCGGCACAAUGGAGGAAUCUUGACAGACACCCUGAACAUCAGUUGCCUAGCAAAGGUCACUGAUGGUUUCACCCAAGGACAUAUAGUUGAGGUGGUCAAAGAAGUACUUACAGACCGCAGAAUCCGGCAGCAGGCUCAUAAACCUCUCACUGCAGUGGAGUUUAUUGCAGCAAUAGCCAGCAUGAAUCCAGUGUACAAAGAGGAAGAAGAGAGCUUUAAGAACUGGUAUGCCAAAACUCCUCUGGGGAAAAGGCGAGCCUUGGCCUUAACAAUUGGUGGCAAAGAAAAGGACAAGGCUAAAGGGAAAAAGAAAGGGAAAAGGCAGAAGAAGAAGAAUUAA